ACUCCCAUGGCGCCCCGCGCAACUGGGCGGAGGCAGGAACUGGGAGCAGUGCUCCACGGGGCUGGCAGUGCUCGCAAACAUCCUUCCUGGCUGCGGAACGGCCAAACCGGGGAAGGGAAAGACGCCAGUUCCCGGGCUGCCUUGCGACGAAGACGGGGCACCGGGACCGCUAGGCCUCACGGCCGGAAUAGUCACAACUGCCGACAAGACUGAGGGACUCCACAGCUGUGGCAUGUACUGCAGAUGCCGACCGCCGGCCAGCAAGAGGGAUGGAGCCGCGGACUGGAGACCAGGUUUCGCCUUCCCCGACUGGGCCUACAAGCCAGAGUCGAGUCCCGGCUCGCGCCAGAUCCAGCUCUGGCACUUCAUCCUGGAGCUGCUGCGCAAAGAGGAGUACCACGACGUCAUUGCCUGGCAGGGGGACUAUGGGGAGUUUGUCAUCAAGGACCCCGAUGAGGUGGCCCGGCUCUGGGGGGUGCGGAAGUGCAAGCCACAGAUGAAUUACGACAAGCUCAGCCGGGCCCUGAGGUACUACUACAACAAGCGGAUCCUGCACAAGACCAAAGGCAAACGCUUCACGUACAAGUUCAAUUUUAACAAGUUGGUGCUGGUCAACUACCCUUUCAUUGACAUGGGGAUGGCAGGUGCUGCUGUGCCCCAGAGUGCCCCGCCAGUGCCCUCGGGGGGCUCUCACUUCCGCUUCCCACCCUCCACUCCGUCUGACGUACUCUCUCCUGCCGAGGACCUGCGUUCGCCGGGGGUCUUCUCGGCCGUGGCCCGCCGCCUGGCUCGGGGGUCAGUCAGCGACUGCAGCGAUGGCACUUCUGCCAACUCAGAAGUGGAAGAGUCCUUGGCUGAGGAGCAGAGGCGCGGUGGGGGGGACGCUGGUAGUGGGUUCAGGGGGCCCCCAGUGCCUGGCCACCCCCGCCUAGCACAUGACAGCCUCUUCAGGGUCUAUCCUCGCCCUCGGGUCCCAGAGCCCCUCAGCCCAUUCCCCGUCUCCCCCAUGGCAGGCCCAGCUGCCCUGCUGCCCCCGCAGCUCUCCCCAGCCCUGCCCCUCACUCCCACCCACCUGAACUACACCCCCUCGCCCACCCUUAGCCCCAUGUACCCCGGAGGGGGCUCCCACUUCUCCUUCAACCCCGAGGACAUGAAGCGCUACCUCCAGGCCCACACCCAGAGCGUCUACAACUACCACCUCAGCCCCAGGGCCUUCCUGCACUACCCCAACAUCAUCAUCCCCCAGCCCCAGCGCCUGGACAAGCCCCCCCUCCUGCCCCCACAGGCCGAGGAGCCACCCACCCCCUUCAAAUUCAAGCUCCAGCCCCCUCCAUUGGGGCGUCGCAACCGAGAAAAGCAGCAGCCCUCAACCGCCGCCACCGCUACUGGGCCCCCAGGAGAAUCCAGCGGCAGCAGCGGCGUCCUCUUGGCGUCCUCUUCCGCAACGGAGCUGCCGCUGCCCCAGAUCAAGGUGGAGCCCAUUUCGGAGGGCGAGUCGGAGGAGGACCUCACGGUCGAGGUGACAGACAUCAGCGAGGAUGAUGACGACGAGGAGGUCUUUAAGCCCCCUCCUGCCCCCCUUGAAAAGGCGGCGGAGGAAGAAGACGAGGGAGAAAUGGAGGUGGCAGUGGCAGCCACGACGGUGGCGUCAAUGGCAUCGGCGGUGUCCCAGGCUGGGGAGAGCGGCCGGUGCAUCCCGUUGAAGCUGCGUUUCAAGCGCCGGUGGAGUGAGGAUCAGCGGCUGGAGGCCGGGGUGGGAGCCGAAGAGACAGACGACAAGAAGGUGAAAGGGGAGGAGGUGGGCGCCAUCCUUGGCGGGGGACGCGGGCAAGGAGGGACGGGGCUGGGCGGCCGUAGGGUCAGCACGGAGCUCCAGCGGGCCACGGCGGAACUGACCCUUGAGAACCGGGACUCCUAGAGCGGGACAAGCGGCCCCCUCCCUCCGUCCCCCCGGGGCAGACGGACAAUUGGGGGGCUGGGGGGCUUUGCUGGUUUUGCUGCCUUAACUCAGAGAUUACCUUUCAUCAGUUUUCCCUAUCUCCUUCCCUCUUUCAUCCUGAAACUGUAAAUUUUAUUUUGUUUUUUUUCCUUUUCUGGACACCAGGAAAAAAAUGUAGGGGGUGGGGGGAAUAUUGGAACUGUUUUUACUUGUCUAUAAACGUAUAUAAAUAUGAGUAUAUAUAUAUAUAUAUAUAUAUAUAUAUAUAUAUAUAUCUUUGCAGGGUGGGGAUUUAUAAAAAUGAAUAUGCCAGUGCAACCUUUAGGUAACUCCACUCUCCCCCCUCAUCUUUUCCUUUCAAAAUCUUUAGAAUAUGCAGUCCCAGGGCCCUUUUUUAUCAGGAUAAAACAACAGGAAUAAGAGUAGGGGGAAACCCACCCUCCUUUUUUGACCACUCACAUUGGGGGGGGGGUUGUAGGUUGGCCUUAUGAAAGCUACCUCCCCAUUCUGCCUCUUCCCUCGCCCCCCUCCAUCCCUGCCACCCUGCAAUUGGCGAGUAUAAAAAGCACCAAAAUAAGACUUUUUCAGCCCUGGUUGCCCUCCCCCCCAUGGGACUGGAAGGAGAAUUAGCCAUAUCUGUCCCCCAUUGCACUUCCCCAUCCAAAUAGCACUAUGAGAAGUGUUGGGUUGCGUCUGUGUCUGGGAGGCGAUCGCUGGGGGGCGGGGGGCGGGCGUAGCCACACCAUUAACGUCCUCGUUCUGUUUUUCAAAAGUCCAUCCGAUGGAGAAGUGACUUCUUGCCUUAUUUUUUAAGAGAGUGGCUUUAAAGCGUUGGGUUCCUGCCCCUCUCCGUCCCGAUUGUGAGCUGAUGCGAACCCUUGUGACCAAAAGUCCCCCUGCCCCUGCCCCAAAGCUCAGCCCUCCAAAAGAAUACCCUUUGUGGCCCUUGCUUAUGUAACCAAAAAAGGAGACACGGUGGG
This is a messenger RNA of Sceloporus undulatus (fence lizard), 2919 nucleotides long. RefSeq names its product ETS2 repressor factor (gene ERF). Gene Ontology annotation, molecular function: DNA-binding transcription factor activity, RNA polymerase II-specific; sequence-specific DNA binding. The record is from RefSeq and is a predicted model, not a curated record. Gene Ontology annotation, biological process: regulation of transcription by RNA polymerase II; cell differentiation. The transcript is spliced from 5 exons. NCBI's taxonomy places the organism in Eukaryota, Metazoa, Chordata, Lepidosauria, Squamata, Phrynosomatidae. The coding region runs from base 233 to 1918 and encodes 561 amino acids. Gene Ontology annotation, cellular component: nucleus.